Molecule: messenger RNA, 986 nt
Organism: Penaeus chinensis
Lineage: Eukaryota; Metazoa; Arthropoda; Malacostraca; Decapoda; Penaeidae
Exons: 8
Coding region: 474-986 (170 amino acids)
Source: RefSeq, a predicted model, not a curated record
GAGCGCUGUAGCAAAACCCGCUAAGCGUUGAGGAAAAUCCAGCGCUUAAUCGCUACGCUCGCUGGUCUCUGUUUUGAAUGUGUCUGUUGAAGAAGGGGAGGAAGAGGCCGUCUUCUUUUGCUCAUUUUUAUAGGUUCUUUUCACCAUGAGUAGAAGAAGGGGAAGGAGCAGUAGCUCAGAUGAAGGACUUGACAGCUUUCACAUAUCGGCAUUUGAGAGAGGAGACACAGGGCUGUUGGAUGAUGAAGAUGGUCACGAUGUGUUUCUGGGAUCUCGUUUAGAGGAGGAAUUAAACUGCAGUAUUGAAAAGAUGAGGGAAGAAGAGGCUGUCCCCAUUGCUAGAUUAAUUCGUCUAGAAGGAUCAUUAGGUAGCAGCAGUCAAGGAAGCAGUAACAACAGUCCACAUCCAAUGGUGAUGGAAUCAGGCAGCUGCACAUCUCAGUGGCACGCUGGAAUUGCUAGAGGACGUGGAAAUGCCUUCACUGAGUUUGUGUGAAAGUGCAGAGUUAGUGUCUCUAGUGUCUAUAUCACCAAAUAGCCCCUUAAAAUUGGGUUUUAGCUUUAAGGAUGAUGGCCCUGCAAAUGGCUCUUUUAUGGCCAACGAGCAUAGGGGGAAUGUGUAUUCUGUAUCGUCUUCAAAUUACAGAAAUCUGCCGCCUGCAGAAGAAUUUGAUAUAGCAGACAAAAUUGCCAUGUUGAGUGCUAUGCCUUCAACAUCUCCAUCAGUCAAUACACUCAUAACAUUCGAUGAGAAAGAGACCUCGCAAAAUGUCACACGAAGAAUGACCCUAGACCAAACCAAGUCAUUCUCAGGGGCAUUCCUAGCUGAGGCUUGUGGCAUUGUCGAAGAGCUGGAUGGGUUAGCGGCCAACAUGACCUCUUCGCCCCUUGGCUCUCCUGAACGUCGGGUAUCCCCAGACAGGAGAAUGACUCUAGGACCCGAUAUGGAUCUCUUAGGUGGGUUUUUUUUUUUUUUGUUUUUUUAA